Messenger RNA from Ceratitis capitata (Mediterranean fruit fly), 1411 nucleotides. RefSeq names its product palmitoyltransferase ZDHHC3 (gene Dnz1). The transcript is spliced from 4 exons. Gene Ontology annotation, molecular function: protein-cysteine S-palmitoyltransferase activity. NCBI's taxonomy places the organism in Eukaryota, Metazoa, Arthropoda, Insecta, Diptera, Tephritidae. Gene Ontology annotation, biological process: peptidyl-L-cysteine S-palmitoylation; protein targeting to membrane. The record is from RefSeq and is a predicted model, not a curated record. Gene Ontology annotation, cellular component: Golgi apparatus; endoplasmic reticulum. The coding region runs from base 299 to 1126 and encodes 275 amino acids.
UUAAAACAAAUAAUAGAAAAACUUUUGCACAAAGAGGAAUAUUGGUAGAGUUCAACAAAUAUUCGGCGUAAAAUUUAGAAAACCGUGUAUUAUUGCAAAAGUACAAACUUAUAAUGUAGAAAAAGUCAGCAAACAAGCUAUGUAGCCACUCCAUAAAGGAAUAUAAUAGUUUUUACGUUCAUAAAAGUACUUAAAAGGAAGGCACUCAGUCUUUAAUCAGAGUCGACAAAAGCAUAAAAUUCAAAUUAAAUUAGUGUAACUAUAGCCGAGUAAUCGCUGGGUGGUGGCAAAGGCAAUAAUGACUUUUAUACGCGAUCCUUGCGGCAUUGCAUGCCUAGUCAUCACCUACGGCGCAGUCUUUUAUGCAGACUAUGUUGUCCUACGUUGGAUUAUUUUGCAAACUAUGGAAGCGAGUAUUUGGGCACCAAUACAUGUAGUAUUAUUCAAUACAAUAGUUUUUCUGCUGUGCAUGUCGCACUUGAAGGCUGUGCUUUCAGACCCCGGGCGUAUACCGUUGCCUGCAAAUCGUUUAGAUUUUUCAGACUUACACACAACCGGGAAGAAUAAUAAUGAUGGCGGUAGCGAAUGGACUGUUUGCACACGCUGUGAAACAUAUCGUCCGCCACGAGCACAUCACUGUCGCAUAUGUAAACGCUGCAUACGACGCAUGGAUCAUCAUUGUCCAUGGAUAAAUAACUGUGUUGGUGAACGCAAUCAGAAAUUUUUCCUACAAUUUCUUUUCUACGUUGGCACUCUAUCACUCUAUUCUGUUGGAAUGGUUGGCUAUAGUUUUGUAUAUCCUUGCGAUGGCUGCAAUUUAACUACGCUGGAGACGCAGACGAGAAUGUUACACAGCGUUAUUCUGCUAUUAGAAUCGGCGCUUUUUGGCCUCUUCGUUUUGGCUAUAAUGGUUGACCAAAUACAUGCUAUAUUACAUGAUGAAACGGCUGUAGAAGCGGUUCAAUUGAAGGGCAAGGGUUUACAACGUUCUUCUCGGCGUGAAUUUCGCUUAUUCGCCGAGGUCUUUGGACGUGGCCAUCCAGCUUGUUGGCUUUUGCCAUGUACAAGUUUUAAUUCAUCACCGCGAUAUAACGAUAUACCACUUUUAAUGAGCUAUGAGGUCUAAAUGAAAUAAUUAAGGGAAUUUUAUGACUACAAAGUACGAGGUAUGCCAACGUAUGCUGCAAUCCUUUUCGAUUUCAAAUUGUUGAUUUACAUAAAUAUUAUUAUUUUUAUCAGCUAUGCUUUUGUUAUUUUAUCUUGAUUAAAUACUUCUGCUUUAUGUAUUAUUUUUAUUAUGACCGUAUAUAUAUAUUAUAUGUAUCUUUAUUUAACCUCUGUGCAAUUAGCAAAUAGUCUCUGAUAAGAUAAUAAAUUUUAAGUGGUAUUAAAUAUAUAGAUAUAUAAGUCU